Messenger RNA from Momordica charantia (bitter melon), 822 nucleotides. Its product is annotated as flowering-promoting factor 1-like protein 1. The record is from RefSeq and is a predicted model, not a curated record. Lineage: Eukaryota; Viridiplantae; Streptophyta; Magnoliopsida; Cucurbitales; Cucurbitaceae. Gene Ontology annotation, biological process: regulation of flower development.
CAAAAAUCCCUCCUCUUCAAUUGAUCAAUUAAUCCUCUUAAUUGAUUGAUUUCUCUCUCUCUCUCUCGAGUCUUAAGAGCUUAAACUAUGUCCGGCGUUUGGGUGUUCAAAAACGGCGUCGUUCGGCUGGUGGAUAAAAACGAGGCGGCGGACGGCGGCCAGCGGGCGGCACAACUUCGCCGGAAAGUUCUGGUGUACAUUCCGACGGCGGAGGUGAUGACGUCAUACGCCGGGCUGGAACAGAAGCUGAUGACGUUGGGUUGGGAGCGUUAUUACGAUGAUCCGAAUAUGCUGCAAUUCCACAAGAGAUCAACGGUCCAUCUCAUCUCUCUCCCAAAAGACUUCGCCAAAUUCAAAUCCAUGCACAUGUACGACAUCGUCGUCAAAAAUCGAUCCCACUUCGAAGUUAAAGAUGCCUAAAUUAAUUAACCAUAAAAAAAAAACAAAAACAAAAACAAAAUUCUCUCCCAUCUUUUAUUUUAAGGUUUUUUUGUUUUGUUUUGUGUGAUCUCGCCUUCUCAUUUUCGACUACAAAAAUUAUUCAACCAGACUGUCACAACAGCGUGACGGUAUAUUCCCAGAUGCAUAUUCUCGAAUAUGUCUGUUGUCAGGUGUGUGUUGUUCCAGUCACUCAGGUUGAUUUAUAUUCUCUUUCACUUUUAUUGGGGUUUAGUUGGGUACUAUGGUUGUGAGAAUAAACAAUAAGGUUGGUUUGAUUUUAUUUUGUUUGAGAGAUGUUGUGCCUAUGAUGUCAAGACUGAUUGUGUAUUGAAGACUUGAAAUUUAACUUUAUUUGAAUAAGAUUUUAUCAUUUUGUCUGAA